This is a messenger RNA of Toxoplasma gondii ME49, 2491 nucleotides long. RefSeq names its product EF hand domain-containing protein. The record is from RefSeq and is a predicted model, not a curated record. The transcript has a single exon. Bases 863 to 1639 code for a protein of 258 amino acids. Gene Ontology annotation, molecular function: calcium ion binding. Lineage: Eukaryota; Apicomplexa; Conoidasida; Eucoccidiorida; Sarcocystidae.
CCCGAAAAAGCCGUGAACGCGUCCCACAGUCUGUGCAUGAAGCCCCGACUUCGAGGGUUCACCAGGGCUGCCUGACGUCGGUCACGUAACUUGAAAGUCGUUUUCUUUGCUUUGUAAAGUGAAAUGCAGGGAUCGGCACACGCGGGAUAGCGAGGAUUGAAGCAAGCAUUGGCUGUGUGCUUCUUUUGUCUCGAAAGGAAAUGCAGCAGAGCAUCUCGUCUUCUUACUUUGCGACAGGAAGCAUUCCGCAUGUUGUGUGUGCAUAAUAAUGAUCCCCUACAAACAGGAAACUUACUUGUUUGCAGAAAAACCACCGGGCGACUCGACCAUGCCCAAUCGUGUGGGGAAAUGAAGUGGGUCUUUUGCCUUACAGAACCGAAACGCGGCAUUUUCGCCCUUUUAGACCGGUAGAGACCUCGAAGUGAUCCAAGGUGAAAGAGCACUCUUCCAGCGUUUGCGGUGAGCUGUUUCACCGGAAAGUAACGGAUGUCCAGGCUCGAUAUUUGACAUUCACUAUCGUUGCACACUGCUGUCCAGGCGAAGUGGACGGUAUACGGGUUUUUCGAGUCGUAGCAAAUGGCAAUUGCGAGAAGAACAUUCCGAUCAAUGAUACUACAAGCUUAGGAGCCGUUAUUACCACCCGAGGAUAAAAGGCAACUUUAAGCAGAGCGCGGUACCUAGUUUCUCCAGGGUUGCUAGAUCCAUUUAAAUGCAAGUUUUAUUACAUAAAACUACUUCUAUGCAGCUUGCAGAAGAAAAAAGGAUGGACUGACACCUUUCAGUGGACACGCGGAUCUCGAAGUAGUUGCCCGGCAACUCUGCCGAUCCCUACUCUUUGCGGAAUUUGCCUUCUUUGCUCGAGAUGAAACCGCAGCCUCUCUCGGGUUCUUGCCCGGAGGGCGGAUGUUUCACAGCCGAAACUCUGCUGAUGCCGCAGGAGCUUGCGCUGAUUCGGCAAGUGUUUGCGGAAUUGGAUGAUGAUCGCGACGGGUGGCUCAGCCCGGAAGACCUUCGUCGGAGCAUGCUCCGGGACGGGAUCCGCGUGACCAAGGCCGAGGCGGAAGCUUUCCUGUGGGAAGUGGACGAAGACGGAGAUGGCAGGCUGGCACUUUCAGACUUCGCUCUGCUGUACGCGUUUGCGAAGUGCGGGAUGCGCCGGCGCGAACCGCAGAAGUUGUCAAACUACUUGAUCUACCGCUUGAUCGAUUUAGAUCGCGACGGAAGGCUAGAUAUUGACCACGUCUAUUCGUACCUCUGCCACAUCAUGGACAAAGAGGCGGCGAACCGAAACAUGAACAAGAUCUUCGGCUUUUACGCGGUCGACUCUCCCACGACAGAUAAAGUGACCCCGGCGCAGUGGCUUACCAUCCUCGAGACGUCGCUCUGGGAACAAGACUGCCCGGUCGUGGACAACGAAAAAGCCCCCUGGCAAACCGACACGAAUUCCGCAGUCUUCCCGUUUCUUAGAGACAAGGUUAGAGUCAGACCCAGAGUAGACGAUCGGCUAGACAUCCAGAAACUCCGCGACACGAGGAAUCAAGUCGUGGCGGAAACCGGGACGAUUCCUCGCGAACCCUACUCCCGAGGCAGGCGUUCGCCGAUCUGUCCGCCGCAAAGACGGAGCGCCAAACGGCGCUAGAACUCUCUGGCGAAUGCUGUUUCACAAAUGCAGACUCAAGCACUUUCUCGCCGUGCUGCUCUCCCGUAUCAGGGCGAAGCAGCAAAGGUAUUUUGGCAAGGUGCGGACCACGCUGUAGCCGCACGAAAAUGCGGGGGAAAGAGGGAUGCGUUGGACAGAAAUGCAGAGAACGCAACGAACGUAUUUCCAAGACACCAGUUCAGCAGAGGGGGGCAUGGGAACGAAGGAAGCUUUGGGGUUUUCGUGAACGGAGUUAGUUCCGAGACUAUCUUCAGAAUGAACACAUACCGAAAUCGCGUACAAAUGGUGUUUUCCGACGUUGGACGCCAUGCAACCGAGGGAAUUGAUCCAGUGAGGUGCCUGGGAAUUAAGUGAUUUGGGGCAGUCUCGCAAAUGCUUCUUGUUUUCCGUUUCGGAACAGGAAACUUGCAGAGAGGGCAACAGUUCACAUGUGGCUGCCUUUUGUACGAACAUACUUCGGUGUGAACAAGUAACCAUAGUAUAGGUAAAUAAAUAUAAGCAUAGAGAGGGUUGUAUAUUUUUGCAAUGUAUUGAAGGUACUUUUCUGUGUUUCUCGCACUUUCGGUGGAUAGACGGGACUUGGUAGCAGGGAUUUCCUGUCGGCAAUGGUCAGAGGAGCAGGAAAACGGAUUUCGCAUUAGAUGUGAAUCCCAGGGCUGGGGCUGUCCUUCACGGCUUUUUCCAGCACAGCUUCCCACAAGACCGGAGGUGUUUCCCCUCCGGGCAAAAUGCAGUCUCUCUAACUCAAGGAUGAGAGGCAACAUGGAAAUCUUCUACCUUGUUCAGACUUGAAGUCUGGCGUACGCAUGUCUGGAGGGACGCCAGAAUGCA